AUGGGGGUGAAGACAGUCACCCUUCCAGAAUCACUUCUGUUCAUCUCAACGCUGGAUGGCAGUCUACAUGCUGUCUCCAAACAAACAGGAGACAUCAAAUGGACUCUAAAAGAAGACCCUGUCAUUCAAGUGUCCAUAAAUAUCACUGAGCCAGGUUUUCUCCCAGACCCCAACGAUGGCACCUUGUACAUUCUUGGUGGCAAACGCAAAGAAGGCUUGAUGAAACUUCCAUUCACAAUUCCGGAGCUGGUCCAGUCUGCUCCCUGCAGGAGCUCUGAUGGUAUCCUCUAUACAGGCAAAAAGCAGGAUGUGUGGUUUGUCGUUGAUCCUGAAACAGGAGCAAAGCAAACCAGUAUAACAACAUCCUCCUCUGAUUCCAUGUGUGCCAACACUCCACUGAUGUACAUUGGACGCACAGAGUACAUGGUUACCAUGUUUGAUACCAAGAAGCAGGAGCUGCGAUGGAAUGCAACAUACAACGAUUACUCUGCUCCACCCUAUGAUGAGAAACUCGACUAUAGAAUGGCUCAUCUUGUGUCCAGUGGCGAUGGCCUUGUUGUCACUGUUGACAGAGCGUCAGGUGACGUGCUUUGGAGUCAGAACUACGGCUCACCCGUGGUGGGGGUCUAUCUUUACUCGGGUGAAUCACUCAGACACGCCCCACACCUGUCGCUUGCCCUUGAGACGCUGCGCUACCUCACGUACUCCUCCCCAGUCGACAAGCAGACAGACGUCUACUCUACUCUGAAGUGGAGCUACCAGUUUGUGAAGGAGCAAGCCAGCACACAAACACAACUUGUGCCCACUCUAUACGUAGGAAAACUGGCCUCUCAUUUCUAUGCUUCCCCUUCCCUUGUUCACCAAGGAUUUUCCUUAGUGCCUCGGGGUCUGACUUUGGCUCGUAUUGAGGGUCCAAAGACGGCCGGUGUGACUGUCAGCGGGCAAGGGGAGUGUGAAAUCAUGCCAUCCACUGAUGUGCGCUAUCCUCCUGGGAGCACUAACACCUGGAAAAACCACUGGUUAUUAAUAGGGCACCACGAGCUCCCUCCAGUAGCACACACCACCAUGUUAAGAGAGUUCGGAGUCAAUUUGCCACGUUCCGGUGAUGCUGUCAUUCCUUCUCGACCUUCUGCUUCUCCGUCCUCACCCACCUCUACCUACAACCAGCGCCAUUUCUGGUCACUAGGCUGGGGCAACAGCAAAGAUGUUGGAAUAGUUGGCAACAGGAGAUCGGGAGAGCCCCAGAAUUCCGCCACUGUGUGUCACUUGACUGUGGCACAGGACUACAUGGCUGUAGCUGUGCUGACCAUAUUGCUGGGAGGAUGGUUUGCAUUUGCCCUCGCAUGCAUUCGAGUACCCAUGAAGCUAGAGGCCCAAUGGCAAAAGCUACAGGAAGUUUUUGAAUCUUGUGUCCACUAUACACAGAGCAAGACACCGACAGCGACCCCUGAUUCUUCUGACUUCUCAGUUUCCACCAACACAAGCAUAUCAAGCAACUCGCAGCAUGCAGCAGCAGAAACUACUUCUUACUUUCACAGCAGUAGAGGCUCAAGUGUGAAUAAAACCAGCACCUCAAAUUGUCCAACUGCCAGAGAAAACAUUGAUGAGGUACAUGUUGGUAAGAUAUCUUUUAACACAUCCGAAUCCCUUGGACAUGGCAACUCUGGAACAUUUGUCUUCAGGGGCAACUUCGACGGACGCCCUGCAGCGGUAAAGCGAAUCCUCCCCAAGUGUUAUGAGUUGGCAGAGCGUGAAGUGCAGCUCCUGCGACAAUCUGACACUCAUCCCAAUGUCAUCAGGUACUUUUGUACUGAAAGGGACAGCCUCUUUACGUACAUUGCCAUUGAGCUGUGUGCCGCCACCGUGCAGCAGUAUGUGGAAGAUCCAUCUAAUUUUCCCGAGCUGAGUCCAAUUAUUUUGUUGGAGCAGACUAUGUGUGGCCUCUCACACCUCCACUCACUCAAUAUAGUCCAUAGGGACCUGAAGCCUCGGAAUAUCCUACUCUCCUUUCCCUGUACACUGGGUAAGGUCCGAGCUCUAAUUUCUGACUUUGGGCUGUGCAAAAAGAUCAAGGAUGGUUGGAGCAGUUUCUCCUUACGCUCGGGUGAACUCGGCACUGAAGGCUGGAUGGCUCCCGAGCUGAUGACAACUGUUGCUUGCAACAAAUUGACCACUGCUGUGGAUAUCUUCUCAGCAGGCUGCGUCUUCUACUAUGUGCUCAGCAGGGGUAAACACCCGUUUGGCGAAACUCUGAUGCGGCAAGGGAAGAUCCUGUCAGGCGAAUAUCAACUCCCAUAUUUCAUGCAGAAUUUACACGAGGACAUUGUGGCUCAGGACCUGAUCGAGAAGAUGAUCUCUGCUAAGGCGGCGUGCCGUCCCUCUUGUGCCCGCGUGCUUAAACAUCCCUUCUUCUGGAGCCCCGAAAAGCAGCUGCUCUUCUUUCAAGAUGUCAGUGACAGAAUUGAGAACGAACCACUUGAUGGUGAAAUUAUGGUUAAUCUCGAAAGCAACUGCCGAGGGGUGAUUCGGACUAACUGGAGGCUGCACAUCUCAGUACCACUGCAGAGGGACCUGAGACGUUUCAGGAAGUACAAAGGCAACUCGGUGCGAGAAUUGCUGAGGGCUUUGAGGAACAAGAAGCAUCACUACCAUGAGCUGUCGCCUGACGUGCAGGAGAGCCUCGGAGAGUUGCCUCAGGGCUUCGUGGGCUACUUCACCUCUCGCUUCCCAAUGUUAUUGAUGCACACACAUGCUGCACUGGAAGUGUGUGCAAAUGAGAAACCGUUUCACUCCUACUACAUGCCCCCUGGUUCCAAAUAG
Molecule: messenger RNA, 2820 nt
Organism: Nerophis lumbriciformis (worm pipefish)
Lineage: Eukaryota; Metazoa; Chordata; Actinopteri; Syngnathiformes; Syngnathidae
Source: RefSeq, a predicted model, not a curated record